Fusarium coffeatum is the source of this 249-nucleotide messenger RNA. RefSeq lists its product as uncharacterized. The coding region runs from base 1 to 249 and encodes 82 amino acids. Gene Ontology annotation, cellular component: nucleus; cytosol. The record is from RefSeq and is a predicted model, not a curated record. The transcript is spliced from 3 exons. Gene Ontology annotation, biological process: cellular heat acclimation. Lineage: Eukaryota; Fungi; Ascomycota; Sordariomycetes; Hypocreales; Nectriaceae. Gene Ontology annotation, molecular function: transcription corepressor activity.
AUGGCUAGCAACGACCCUAAGCCUGACACCGCCGCGAAUAACAAGCCGGAAAAUGCUUCAGAUGAUGCUCGCGCCGAUGUCACAGCGGCUGUGGAGGAGCUUCUAAACUCUCUAUCCAACAAGUUUGCGGGUGUCUCUUCAGAAAUCUUUGCUAAGAUGGACGAAAUGUCUCGAAGGCUAGAUAAUCUGGAGGCAGCUCUUCAAGAGAGUAAUAAGCCCAAGGAUGGAAGCUCAACCAAAACUUCAUAA